Messenger RNA from Glossina fuscipes, 386 nucleotides. Its product is annotated as tetratricopeptide repeat protein 7B-like. NCBI's taxonomy places the organism in Eukaryota, Metazoa, Arthropoda, Insecta, Diptera, Glossinidae. Gene Ontology annotation, cellular component: plasma membrane. Gene Ontology annotation, molecular function: protein binding. The transcript has 2 exons. Bases 78 to 386 code for a protein of 102 amino acids. Gene Ontology annotation, biological process: phosphatidylinositol phosphate biosynthetic process; protein localization to plasma membrane. The record is from RefSeq and is a predicted model, not a curated record.
GGUACAUACAUAUUAAUUUUAAUUUUGUGGACCAUAUUAAACUCUUUUGGUUUUAGAGAGGCCAAGUAUGCGCUUCAAUGGAACAAUGGCACGAAGCAAAGCAGUAUUUUCUGAAUGCGACGGCAGCCAAUCCAAAUCAUACGGAUGCCUUGCGAGCUUUAGGAGAAACUCAUAAUAUGCUGGGCGAACACCGCCUAGCUGAGAAAUUAUUAAAAGAUGCGGCCAAACUUGAUCCAAAUUGUCCUAGAAUAUGGUUUUCAUUGGGUAAAGUUUUGGAAACUUUGGGAGAAUACACGGCUUCUGCGAAUUGCAUGGCUACAGCUCUACAAUUGGAACCGACCUGUCCUACACUUUCAUUUACUUCGAUAGCUCUAACUUUUGAUUAA